Paramuricea clavata is the source of this 1689-nucleotide messenger RNA. The record is from the annotation of a GenBank genome assembly. Lineage: Eukaryota; Metazoa; Cnidaria; Anthozoa; Malacalcyonacea; Plexauridae.
AUGUCUUCCAUUGUCACCAGUAUAUUAAGUUCCACUAUUGGAUUAUUGUGGAAUAAAGCCAGAGAUGCGACUGCUAAAGGUCUGCAGGACGGUGAUAUUACAGAUGCAAAAAUUCGUGAAAUAGUCGUGAGAGAACUCAACGAUAUUAAGACCAAAAUUGACGGUCUCUCACGCAAAGAUCUACUCAGCAGCUACAGUUUUCUACAAGAAGGAGUACAGCUACUGAAUGCUUCUCUCGAUAAAUCGAAGGACGAGCAGAAUGCUGUGCAAAGCGAUCACGGUGAAACGUCUAGCGGACCGAGCGGUGAUGAGUCAGCUGAUAUCUUGAACAAAGCGUUAGAACUUUCUUGCAUCAUGGGAAAACUAAAGAUCGUGUCAAACGAGUUUGAAACCGCAAAAGAACGAUUCAAAGAUGCCCGCAAGAGAGCAACCGAUGCUUUUUGCAACGAAGCAUUGAAUAUUCAAGACCGAAUCUUCGCAACGAAACUCCGUGUCGUUUCGAAUAUACUGGAAUGUCUCGACAAUCCUGACACAGCAGUUACUUCGUGCCUUUUGUUUUUAGAAGAACUUCAUGGUUUACCCGCUGUUCGUAAGAUAUUCUCGGUGCAUCUUGGUCGUGGAGUUAAGUCCAUCUUAAAUAAGGCAGAGCGAGUUAAGAAUGUCAAAUCCGUCAUGAUGAUUAACUAUGUCACAUAUCAAUUUGUUUCUAAAUACAGCAGCAAGUAUUGUUCAGCGCUUGCCUGGCCAACAAUUCAACCCUCUGAUGGCAGUUUUAACCCAAUAUGCAGUUGGCAGGAAGUUUCGACAAGAACGUCUUGGGGGGAAGACUUAAUCCAACCUCCCAACGAAUUGAGACUUGAUGAAUUUAUAUGUCGGUAUAAUUCUGCUGUAAACAGCCGGGGUGAGAUACUAGUAGGUUUUAGUAAUUACAUUAGCGUCAUUUUCAGGACAGGCAACAGUAAAGGGGUUUUUGAAUACUAUGCGAACACAGAUAAAGAGAAUAUGAUCAGACCACAAAUUGUAGGUCUUGCUGUUGAUCAAGAAAAUAAUGUGUAUGUUGCACUAUAUUUUGAAACAACUUCAGAAAAUGUGGAUAAUCAUGCAGUAUUAUUAUAUAUAAUGGAUGAGCAUUGCAAUCAGGUAAAACACGAAAGCGAAUUGAAUUUUCUUCCAAAACUCGAUGAGACAUCUACGCCAAGCUUAGUGGCAUUACCAUUAGCUAUAAACAAAAACAAUAACAUUGUAAUGGCACCAAAUCAGUCAAAAGACCUUAAUGUGUACGUCUGUGAUAAGACUGGGCAGUUAAAAUACAAGUUUGCACGGGAAUAUCCUUAUCAUCUGCUAUGCUGCACGAGUGUUUCAAACAAUGAAAUCAUGUUGGCAUCAUUUCAUGGCGACGCUGUUGAAGUAUACACAGAGGAAGGAAACCUGAAGUUGAAAAUAAAACUACCAGCAGGUCACAAGGUUUGUGGGGCGGCAUUUCACUUUGUCAUUUGUAAAAUAAUUGUCUUAAGCUAUUAUAGCGAGAAGGAAGGUUCCUGUUUUCUCCACCGUUAUUCUGAAACUGGCGAACUGGAGACCUCGAUGUUUUUUUGUAACACACCCAACAUAAAACGCUCCCCUGAUAUAACAUCUCAUCCGCGUAGUCCAGUUGCUAUUGUUGGAAUGAGAACCAUUACCUACAUAUAA